Truncatella angustata is the source of this 2142-nucleotide messenger RNA. RefSeq lists its product as uncharacterized. The coding region runs from base 408 to 1952 and encodes 514 amino acids. NCBI's taxonomy places the organism in Eukaryota, Fungi, Ascomycota, Sordariomycetes, Amphisphaeriales, Sporocadaceae. The record is from RefSeq and is a predicted model, not a curated record. The transcript is spliced from 2 exons.
CGUGGCAUUUUACUCUCGCCGACAUAGGUCCAUUCGAACAUACAGCGAUCAAACCCGACUGGUACCAGCCAAGGGAACCGACCGUUUCUUGGCGGUGCCACACAUUGCACCCAAUCCGGCUUGGCCCGACCGACUUACACCAUAACUGCAGGUGACACUUGAGGAGACAUCACUAUACUCAGUGCUUCAUCUUCUUUCUUUGGCAAUUCGAACUCUUAUUGUUGGGUUGAAAUUACUUCUUGUAUACCAUACCCACCAGCACCAGAUUGUGUCGGAAACGAGGAGAAAAGUGCACAGCAACUGGCCCGGUUCAUACAAGGAUAUAGGCCAAGGUCAAGCGACAGCCAGCGCUUCGUAUUGUGUUGAAAAGUGCCGCCAUUAUCGAGCUCCAGCCCACUCGAGUCAAGAUGCAUGCAAAGCCUCAAUUGCAAUUAUACGGGCCGGAUGGGCUAAUUGAAGGGCUUGGACUGAAGUCGCUAUUCGCCUUCAUUUCGGCCAAGGCAAUGCGCGGAGGGCCUCGUCUCUUUUCCCAGGUCGCGAUAUGCAUAAUCGUACUCAUCACUCUGACGAGGUUGCUACCAACAAGAUUUACCGAUGUCGCAUUUGGUUCAAGUUACACGAGAAUUCUGAAAUGGAGGCCAACCGCAGAACAUGAUGAUGGGAGUGUCGGCGGAGGCCUAAGGAUAGUUGUGUUCGGAGGAGGUGAUGUUGCAACACCCAACAAAGAACCUCAGGAGUCCGGAUUCGCGGACAAGUCAUGGACAGAGGUCCUUUGCCAGCAGUUGGAUGAUUGCAACGCGCAUCUGUCAUACAUGCCGCGCACUGAGAUCCAAGGAGGAUCCAUCAUCUCGAAUGCCUUGUAUAGAGACCACCUGGAUGCAAUCACAUCAUGGCCGAACGCGACACAAGGAGCCGGCUACGAUUACUCAUGGAUGCUGGAGCAACAUCCUGUGCCGACGCAACUGCCAGAUCUUGAAGAGCAGGUCACUGCCUUUCUCACGACGCCCGCGCCCCGGCAUCCGCCACGCGAAACACUUUGGGUUUUCAACUACGGUUAUUGGGAUGUUUGGAAGCUAGCGGCUAUGCCACGCGAUACCGCAAAGGAGGCAUUGGAAAUCCAGGCCGAGCAUCUCUUUUCGCAAAUCGAAUUACUGUACGAAAAGGCACGUCACGACGAUUCAAUUGCCUACUCAGACUUUUACACUGUCCUGGAGAAUACGACAGCGCCCUCUAGCGAAACCGAUACUGCUGUGGUGCUGGACGUACCAGCCGAGUCGUUCCGUAUCUUCAUACCAUCCCUAUUUGACAUUUCUCUCACACCGGGUUUUGAGACUUCCCGACCACAGCCUCCUGCACCCCACUCGCGGGCAAGGGAGAUGGUCAAUGCCGUAUACCUAACCGAUCAGUGGGAGCAACUCAUGACCGAGUGGAUUGACGCCUGGAUCGCUAUUCCCGAUCCGAUUGCCAACGGUACCACCAACGAGACAGCUCUUGUCGAGAAACGCGAUGCCUCUGGACGCAAAGUGUUUGUUCCUAACGCGCGGCGCGAAGCUAUUACAUACGAUGUGCCCAAGUAUCUCAAAGAACUCAUCGUCGACCGCCAAUUGCGAGACUCUGAAGUUGCGGACCACAAUGGUCUCGGCAACAAACCUCUUGAGGAGGGUUUCCUCGAGGUUUCGCAGCCUUGCAUGUCCCUAAAUGCCGGGGGUAACAGCACGACCAUAACACUGUCCAAGCACAAAAAGGCUUUGCCUAGCAGCCAGGCGCCUAUAAGCAUGUGUUCGACGCCGGACGAGCACCUUUUCUGGACAGAAUUUACUGUUGGGCAGAGAGCCAUAAACGAGAUUGGUAAAGCUGCCGCAAACCGUUUCAGGAUGCACGUGUGGAAAGGGGCCAAUUGGCUCAAAAAAUGGCAAGAAACGGAAUUGACACCACGGGAGUUCACUGGAUAAAAUUAAAAAGAGAGAGAGAGAGAGAGAGAAAAGGAGAACAAAGAGACACAUGCACUCAUUCAACUCUUGACUGUAUGGCUUUGCGACCAUUGCCGACGAUCAGUUGACCGCCCCCCUGGUCGUCACCAGUCCUCAUCUCGGCUCAUAGCCAACGCUUCGGCCUCAGGUGUUGGGAUCAAUGGCGUCCGGU